AUGGGAAACUUGGGAAAGCUUACCUAUCUGAGCCUUUUCAGUAACAAGCUUACAGGUUCCAUCCCUCCAGAAGUUGGAAUGCUAAGGUCUCUCAGUGUACUUUAUUUGAGUGAAAACAAUUUGACUGGUGCAAUUCCUACUUCAAUUGAGCACCUAGCCAACCUAACUAUAUUUCACCUCCACAGGAACAAAAUUUUUGGGUUCAUUCCCCAAGAAAUUGGAAUGCUAAGGUCACUCGCUAAACUCGACUUAUCAGAAAACAGUCUAACAGGUUCAGUCCCUCAUUUCAUAGGAAAGUUGGGCAAGCUUACCGUUCUGAGCCUUUUUGCCAACAAGCUUACAGGGUCUAUCCAUCCAGAAGUUGGAAUGCUAAGUUUUCUCUGUGUACUUUAUUUGUACGAUAAUGAUUUCACCUGUGCAAUUCCUUCUUCUAUUGAGAACCUAGCCAACCUCACUCAACUGUACCUCUACAAUUACAUCGAUUUGAGUUACAAUAAAUUGUAUGGUCAGUUGUCUCAAAAGUGGGGUAUCUGCCAUAAUUUGACUAGCGUGAAGAUCUCCAACAACAACCUUUAUGGAAGAAUACCACCAGAACUUGGAAAGGCAACUCAGCUGCGUGUACUAGAUCUUUCUUCACAUCAUCUGGUCGGGGAGAUUCCAACAAAUUUGGGGAAGCUGGCCUUAUUGUUGGACCUGAUUUUGAAUAAUAACAAGCUUACUGCCAACAUUCCGCCACAAAUAGGCAUGUUGUCUGAGCUGACACUUCUUUACACGGCAAAAAAUAAUCUAAGUGGCAUGAUUCCGGAACAAGUAGGAGAGUGCACACAAAUAUUGCACUUGAAUUUCUGCAAAAAUACUCUUGGAGUAAGUAUUCCUUCUCAGAUAGGGAAUUUAAACUUCCUUGAAAAUCUUGAUUUGAGUCGAAAUCAGCUAAUAGGUGAGAUACAGUGGCAACUUGGAGAAAUGCAAAGGCUAGGAACAUUAAAUUUUUCCCACAAUGAGUUCAUUGGUUCCAUUCCAUCCACCUUCAAUCAAAGAGUAAGUUUGAAAUCUAUUGACAUAUCUUACAAUCAAUUGGAGGGUCCCCUUGCCGCCAUCGUAGCCUUUCAAAAAGCUCCAUCUGAGGCAUUAGCACACAAUAAUGGUUUAUGUGGCAAUGCCACUGGUUUAACUCCAUGCUUCCCUAUGAAGGAGAAAGAGGCCAAUGAGAUUCGGCAUAGGAAUGUCGUGAAGCUUUAUGGAUUUUGUUCGCACACACGACAUUCAUUCUUGGUUUAUGAGUUCUUGGAAGGGGGAAGCUUGAGGAAGUUGCUAAGCAAUGAUGUGCAAACAAUGCAACUUGAAUGGAUUAAGAGGAGUCACAUAUCUGAUUUUGGUACUGUAAGUUUGUUAAAGCCCGACUCUUCUAAUUGGACUUCAUUUGCUGGAAUUUUGGGGUAUGCAGCUCCAGAACUUGCUUACACAAUGCAAGUGAAUGAAAAAUGCGAUGUUUAUGGCUCUGGAGUACUAUCAUUGGUAGUGAUUAUGGGGAGGCAUCCUAGUGAUAUCAUGUCAUCCUUAUCAGCAUCAUCGUCAAACUCAAUCGGCCAUGGCGUACUUUUGAAGGAUUUGCUUGACCAACGCCUUUCUCCUCUAGAGAAGCAAGUGGCAGAAGAAGUGGUGUUUGUUGUAAAUCUUGCAUUUGCAUGUCUGCACCCCAAUGCAGCAUCUAGGCCAAAAAUGAAAGAAGUUUCUGUGUGGCUGUCGAAAUCAAAAACAAGUCUGUAG
This is a messenger RNA of Ilex paraguariensis (yerba mate), 1767 nucleotides long. Lineage: Eukaryota; Viridiplantae; Streptophyta; Magnoliopsida; Aquifoliales; Aquifoliaceae. The record is from the annotation of a GenBank genome assembly.